AUGGUGCCAAAGUCAAACAAAAAGGGACCAAAAGGAGAAUCUCUGAGGACAGCCAAGAAUCUCAGAAAGAGAAAGGCAUCUGAUACGGAACAACUACCAACCAAAAGGAUAAAAGAAAGCACAGAUGAAGAAGAAGACCCAAAGCUUGAAUUUGAGGCCAAAUAUGUGGAGCUGAAUCCACUUGGUGAAGGUGGUUGUGGAUCUGUGUUUAAUGGCUAUCGUAAAUCAGACAAGUUAGUGGUGGCCAUCAAGCACAUCCCAAAUGAGAAUAUUUACUGCACACAUUUUGAUGAAAGUGGACGAGAGUUAUCUGUAGAAGUUGCUGUGAUGUUAAAACUUCAGUCUGGAACAUCAAAUUCAGCCGGCAGCAAAGCACCUAUCACCUUGCUAGACUGGUAUGUGCUGCCACAUGAACUGAUUUUGGUGUUAGAGAGACCAAUGCCAGCAUCAGAUCUUCAGUCCUACAUUGAAAGGCGUGGAGGUUCAUUAAAAGAAAGUGAAGCCAAGAUUAUCCUCAAACAUCUGGUAGAGGCAGCCAUUCACCUUCAGGAUGAAAAGAUUUUCCACAGAGACAUCAAACUAGAAAAUAUUUUGAUAGAGAUGUGUUCAGGCGCCCCACGAGUUCGUAUCAUUGACUUUGGACUUAGCUGCUUCACAGAGACAAAUUCAAAUCAUAACACCUUCUAUGGCACUGAAUGUCACAUCCCUCCAGAAUGGCUAAUUCGGUAUCAAUACAGCGCUGGCCCCACAACAGUGUGGCAGCUGGGAAUUGUCCUCUUUGAAUGCCUCCACAAAAAACACUUCAAUUCAUCUAGUUUUAUAAGAAGAACGAUCAAAAUCAACAACAGACUUUCUAAAGACUGCAAAGAUUUUUUGAAGCAGUGUUUUACCAGAGACCCAAAGGAGCGUCCUAGUCUGGAACAGAUUCACCUUCACCCUUGGCUCAACUAA
This is a messenger RNA of Oryzias latipes (Japanese medaka), 951 nucleotides long. The record is from RefSeq and is a predicted model, not a curated record. NCBI's taxonomy places the organism in Eukaryota, Metazoa, Chordata, Actinopteri, Beloniformes, Adrianichthyidae.